AUGGGCCAUGCUGUCAUUCAGGGUCCUCCGCGGCAGAGCCGCACUGAACAUUUGUCCUCUCACACGACACACAGACAAACAAAGCAGAACACACGACACAUACACCGAACCAUGGCUGCAGGCAAUCGCAAAGAACGGCGAGCGAAAGAGGCGAACAAGACGACCCCUCACCCUUUCGAUCCCACCACCGAGCUCGAUGAAGACAGCGUCAAGAACAUCCUGAAGCAUCCAGAUCGCUCUGGGCCCAAGGGCAAGACCUUGUUUGAGCUGGCAGAAGAGCGACAACGAGAGCUAGAUGCAGAGAAGCCAAAGAGCACGCUCGUAGCGGCACAAGAAGCUCUCAAUGAGCCGGUUGGGGCCGUCGGAGAUGCUAUUCUAUACGCCAUAUCCAUGACCGCACUGCACCUGACGCUCGAUGUCAUUGUCUACAACCAAUACCGCGAAGCUAUCCUCUGGGAUGAGAUUUUCAAGCGAGCCGCCGCUGCCUCGCCUAUCUUCGCGAUCCUGGUCUAUCUUACACACGUCGAGUUUUCGUAUCGUUUUCCUGUUCUCCGCAACCUGGCAUUCCUGAUUGGGUCUAUUGCAGCCGGCUGCUACAUUGUUCACUCGGCAAACACCUAUGGUUACUUCUACGUCAUGAAGGCAGCACCUCCGGUCGGCGCACUCUGGGUUUGGAGUGUCAUCGAGACGAGUCUCCCCUGCGCCGCCGCCAACGUCGUCGCUGUGGCGGGGUACAUAUGGUGGAACAAGUUCGACUUCUUCUGA
Ascochyta rabiei is the source of this 765-nucleotide messenger RNA. RefSeq lists its product as uncharacterized. The record is from RefSeq and is a predicted model, not a curated record. The transcript has a single exon. Lineage: Eukaryota; Fungi; Ascomycota; Dothideomycetes; Pleosporales; Didymellaceae. The coding region runs from base 1 to 765 and encodes 254 amino acids.